This is a messenger RNA of Meloidogyne enterolobii, 366 nucleotides long. The record is from the annotation of a GenBank genome assembly. NCBI's taxonomy places the organism in Eukaryota, Metazoa, Nematoda, Chromadorea, Rhabditida, Meloidogynidae.
AUGACUUGUUUACAUGUUGCUGUGAAAAGUAGACAAGCAACAAUUGUAGAAUUUUUGCUUUUAAAUGGUGCUAAAAUAAAUAUUUGUGAUUGGAAAGGAAAUACAGCACUUCAUCUCGCAUCAAUGAAAGGAUAUACAAUAAUAGUUUAUCAACUAUUAAAACGGAAUGCUGAAAAGACAAUAAAAAAUGAUGAAGGAAAAAUUCCUCUUGAUAUUGCGGUUGAAAAAUGUCAUGCAGAUAUAGUCACCUUACUUAGACUUCAUGAUAUGAAAGAAGAAUUUAAUGAUGACCAAAAUUCAACACUUGACGAAACUGUGGAAAGCUUUAUUGGAGAUUUGGCUGCAAUGCAAACAAAUCAAAAUUAG